AGCGCUUGCGGCGCUUCUUUCGCACCAUCAACCCAUACGCGUAAGCUUUAAUACUGCCCAAAAAGGUUUGAAGGAAAACUCGUUUUCAGCCGUCACAUUGUGUGAAGAUAAUCACGACAACUACAGAGCACAUAUAUAGUUUUGGUAAUCACAACAUGAGUGGUGUGUUGCGCUUGCUGACGACACGCACGUCUGCAUUUGCGUCCCCUCCAUUCCCGCGGCCACGGUUACGUGUCUGCUCCACCGCCCUUUUCUCUACCCACCUCUCCUGUUGCCACUGGAUGAGUCUCCGCUCUCUCUCUGCUCGAGCCGCGGCGACUUCAGCAACGCGGAAGAAGACACGGGGGAGGACAGCAAAGUCGACAGCGACGUCGUCUUCUUUUCCUUCCGUUGCGUCACCGUCGUCGUCGUCUCGUCCUCCCGCCACCUUUGCCGCACCGACGGCGGGGGCUUCGCCGAAGAAAAGAAAGCGUCUCGCUGAGGAGGGCGCCACUGAAGCACACCAAGAGAAGGCCCUGCACAACGACACGGUGAUGAUGGAGAACGACGCGCGUCUCGCCAUCCGCAUGCUCAUGAUGAACCACUUCUCUCGCAGGUACCACGCGGGCAAGGAGAGCAACGCACAGCUGGCGAGGGAGCGGGAGGACUACCGCGAAAAGCACGAAGGGCGCGAACGACGGCUGCUGAUGAAGGACACAAAUGCGCUUCGGCUGCUCGGCGAGGACGGGCGCUCGCUCGGGGACGGCAUCGUGCCGCUUCAGCCGGCCUCUGCCCAGAACCCGUACGAGGAGGCUUCUGCGAGGCGCAGACGGCGUGGGACCGCCGCAGCAGCGGCCGGUGGUGGCGGCGGCUCCGUUUUGUGGCGUACGUUGAACCCGGUAUGCCUGACCGCGUCGCAGGCGGUGGCGGGCACCGGCGAAGACGCACUGAGCGAGGAUGACUACGUCACCUUCCUCGCAAGCUCCACGGCAACGUCGGCGGCAGCAGCGUUCACAGCAGACGGCAGCUCAAACGGUGGUCCGCGCAGCAGCAGCAGCAGCGGUGCGCGGCACGAGUUGGAAGACUGGGAGUCGGCGACGCUGGCCACGCUGUGUGCGCCGAACCUUUCCGUCUACGACACAGAACACGACUUCCGUGUUCGCAGCGAGGACGUCGUGGGGCAGGCGGGGACGCCGGGGCAUGCGAUCGGUUCGGCAGCCACUUCCUCCUCGUCUUACUCUUUGGAUCACGACGCGCGGAAGGAGGAGCUGGAUGCCGACGUGUCGGCGUCCACCGCGGCGGUGCUGAAGCAGCAGUUCGCGGAAGAGGAGGACCCCGACUACACCGUUUCACUGUACACGGCCAACAGCGACGGUGACGCAGGGCCGCUGCAGCUGUAG
Messenger RNA from Leptomonas pyrrhocoris, 1379 nucleotides. RefSeq lists its product as hypothetical. The coding region runs from base 156 to 1379 and encodes 407 amino acids. Lineage: Eukaryota; Euglenozoa; Kinetoplastea; Trypanosomatida; Trypanosomatidae. The transcript has a single exon. The record is from RefSeq and is a predicted model, not a curated record.